UUCAGAGCAACCAAUAAGGUUUUCCGUCCCUUACAGAGGACGAGUCCGAAGCCACCCUGAGGCCAGAGUGAGCCUAACGCUUUAAGAGCUCUUUUAUAGCGACCCUCUCGAGGGUUCUCGGAGGCACGGACUACACAUCCCAGUAGGCUGUGCGCAACAUAACAGCUCCCCCCCCUUAUCAUCUUUCCCUCCCCCUCUUCAGCCUCUCCACGCACACAUACACAUCCCCGCCCUCCCUAGGGUGGGGAGCGGUGCACUGUGGGAUUGAGGACCUCAAGAUGGACAGUCGGGAUGUUGCAGGAAAAGCCAACAGGUGGUUUGGAAUUGCGCCACCAAAAUCUGGAAAGAUGAACAUGAAUAUUCUCCAUCAAGAGGAACUUAUUGCUCAGAAGAAGCGGGAAAUUGAGGCCAAAAUGGAGCAACAAGCCAAGCAGAGUCAUGUGACCACUCCCCAGCCCCCACCACCAAGGGAAAUUGCAAGUGCACCAAAUGCUGCUUCUGUCUCUAACAAGUUUGCCAAUGAUGGCAGCUUCCUGCAGCAGUUUCUGAAGCUGCAGAAGGAAAGAUCCUGUACAGAUGCUUCUCCAAGUUCUGCCUGUGCUUCCUCCAAUGUCUCUACCUCAAGCACUGGGAAAAAACCAAUCUUGAUUGGAAAGAGACCCAGCCUGGGAGUAAGCAACCCUCUCAAUCAAGUAAAAAACUACUCUCAUGCCAAGCAGAGCCCUGUGGCUAAUCGCCUGAGUGUCUUCCAGUCUCCAGAUGAUGAUGAUGAGGAAGAUUAUGAGCAGUGGUUGGAAAUUAAAAUUUUACCCCCAGAGGAUGCGGAGACCCGGAAAGUGGUAGAGAAAUUGGCCAGGUUUGUGGCAGAAGGAGGCCCUGAAUUAGAAAAGGUUGCUAUGGAGGACUACAAGGAUAACCCUGCAUUUUCAUUUUUGCAUGAUAAGAACAGCAGAGAAUUCCUGUACUACAGAAAGAAAGUGGCAGAGAUGAAAAAGGAAAACCAGAAUGCCCAGACACCAUCUUCUCAGAAAGUUUCACCCCCAGAGGAUGAAGAGACCAAGACUUUUGCUGAGAAGCUGGCCAGGUUUAUAGCUGAUGGGGGUCCAGAAGUGGAAACAAUUGCCUUGCAGAACAACAGGGAAAACCAUGCAUUCAGGUUUUUAUAUGAGCCAAAUAGCAAAGGAUAUAAAUACUACCGACAGAAACUGGAGGAGUUCCGGAAAGCCAAAGCGAGCUCCGUAGGUACAAGCCCCACAUCUGAUCCUGGUCUGAAACGAAAGACACCUCCAGAAGCUUCUUCUUCCUCUUCAUCUAUGUCCCCUUCGUCAUCCUCCACCACCACCACCAUUUCUACUACUCUAGCUCCUGGCAAGGCAGUGGCUGCAACUACAACCAAGAAGAAAAGGAAGAGUAGAUGGGGACCAGAAGAGGAGAAGGUUGAACUGCCUCCACCUGAGAUGGUCCAGCAGGAUGUGGAUGCUUCCCCUUCCCCCCUAUCAGUUCAGGACCUUAAAGGGCUUGGUUAUGAGAAAGGAAAACCUGUUGGUCUUGUUGGGGUGACAGAACUCUCUGAUGCCCAGAAAAAACAGUUGAAAGAACAGCAGGAGAUGCAGCAGAUGUAUGACAUGAUUAUGAAGCACAAGCGGGCCAUGCAGGACAUGCAGCUUAUGUGGGAGAAAGCAGUCCAGCAACACCAGCACGACUAUGAUAGUGACGAGGAGGUAGACAAUGAGCUGGGAACAUGGGAGCACCAACUGCGUCGCAUGGAGAUGGACAAGACAAGAGAAUGGGCGGAGCAGUUGACUAAAAUGGGCAGAGGAAAGCACUUCAUUGGUGAUUUCUUGCCCCCUGAUGAGCUGGAGAAGUUCAUGGAGACAUUCAAGGCAUUAAAGGAAGGCCGUGAGCCAGACUACUCAGAGUACAAAGAAUUCAAGUUGACUGUGGAGAACAUUGGUUACCAAAUGUUGGUGAAGAUGGGCUGGAAGGAAGGUGAAGGCCUUGGCUCAGAAGGUCAGGGGAUCAAAAACCCAGUUAACAAGGGUACAACGGCAGUGGAUGGAGCUGGAUUUGGCAUUGACCGGCCUGCUGAGCUCUCUAAAGAAGAUGAUGAGUAUGAAGCAUUCCGUAAAAGAAUGAUGUUGGCCUACAGAUUCCGACCUAAUCCGCUGAACAAUCCCAGAAGACCUUACUACUGAGUAUUUUCCCAAAAAAAAAAAAGUAUUUUCAGUACAAAUGUAAUUUUACUGUGAAAUGUUACAGAACUGCAUUAUUCCCAUCCCCAUACCCUGUCUUUUUUUCUUUGUUGCAAAUAUUGUAAAAUGUAUUAAAAGUCACAGUACUCUCCUUCACCCA
Sarcophilus harrisii (Tasmanian devil) is the source of this 2352-nucleotide messenger RNA. It is a transcript of the gene SUGP1, whose product is annotated as SURP and G-patch domain containing 1. The coding region runs from base 279 to 2195 and encodes 638 amino acids. The record is from RefSeq and is a predicted model, not a curated record. Gene Ontology annotation, biological process: RNA processing. NCBI's taxonomy places the organism in Eukaryota, Metazoa, Chordata, Mammalia, Dasyuromorphia, Dasyuridae. Gene Ontology annotation, cellular component: nucleoplasm. Gene Ontology annotation, molecular function: RNA binding. The transcript has 14 exons.